AUGCUCGCCAACGCGGCCACCAUGCGGAUCCUCAUCAAGGGGGGGAAGGUGGUGAACGACGACUGCACGCUGGAGGCGGACGUCUACAUCGAGAACGGCAUCAUCCAGCAAGUCGGCCGCGAGCUCAUGAUCCCCGGCGGGGCCAAGGUCAUCGACGCCACCGGCAAGCUCGUCAUCCCGGGCGGCAUCGACACCAGCACCCACUUCCACCAGACGUUCAUGAACGCCACCUGCGUGGAUGACUUCUACCAUGGCACCAAGGCAGCCCUGGUGGGAGGGACGACGAUGAUCAUUGGCCACGUGCUGCCCGACAAGGAGACCUCGCUGCUGGACGCCUACGAGAAGUGCCGCAGCCUGGCCGACCCCAAGGUCUGCUGUGACUACGCCCUGCACAUGGGCAUCACUUGGUGGGCGCCCAAGGUGAAGGCAGAGAUGGAGACGCUGGUGCGGGAGAAGGGGGUGAACUCCUUCCAGAUGUUCAUGACCUACAAGGACCUGUACAUGCUGCGGGACAGCGAGCUCUACCAGGUCUUCCGCGCCUGCCGUGACUUCGGGGCCAUCGCCCGGGUGCACGCUGAGAACGGCGAGCUGGUGGCCGAGGGAGCCAAGGAGGCGCUGGAGCUGGGCAUCACGGGGCCGGAGGGCAUCGAGAUCAGCCGGCCUGAAGAGCUGGAGGCCGAGGCCACGCACCGCGUCAUCACCAUCGCCAACAGGACCCACUGCCCCGUCUACCUGGUGAACGUCUCCAGCAUGUCGGCCGGGGACGUCAUCGCCAACGCCAAGAUGCAAGGGAAGGUGGUGUACGCGGAGACGACCACGGCGCACGCCACGCUCACCGGGCUGCACUACUACCACCAGGACUGGUUCCAUGCCGCCGCCUACGUGACGGUGCCGCCCCUGCGCCUGGACACCAACACCUCCGCCUACCUCAUGAGCCUGCUCGCCAACGACACCCUGAACGUCGUGGCCUCCGACCACCGGCCCUUCAGCACCAAGCAGAAGGCCAUGGGCAAGGAGGACUUCACCAAGAUCCCGCACGGUGUCAGCGGGGUGCAGGACCGCAUGAACAUCAUCUGGGAGCGGGGCGUGGUCGGGGGCAAGAUGGACGAGAACCGCUUCGUGGCCGUGACCAGCUCGAACGCCGCCAAGCUGCACAACCUGUACCCCCGCAAGGGCCGGAUCAUCCCCGGGGCCGACGCCGACGUCGUGGUGUGGGACCCCGAGGCCACCAAGACCAUCUCGGCCAGCACCCAGGUGCAGGGCGGGGAAAUCAACCUGUACGAGAACAUGCGCUGCCACGGGGUGCCCCUGGUCACCAUCAGCCGCGGGCGCGUGGUCUACGAGAACGGCGUCUUCAUGUGCGCCGAGGGCACCGGCAAGUUCUGCCCCCUCCGCUCCUUCCCGGACUCCGUCUACAAGAAGCUGGUGCAGCGGGAGAAGAGUUUAAAGCUCAGGGGCGUGGAUCGCACCCCGUACCUGGGGGACGUGGCCGUGGUUGUGCAUGCAGGGAAAAAAGAGACGGGGACGCCCCUUGCAGAUACGCCCACCCGGCCUGCCACGCGACACGGGGGCAUGAGGGACCUGCACGAGUCCAGCUUCAGCCUGUCCGGUUCGCAGAUCGAUGACCACGUUCCAAAGCGAGCUUCGGCCCGGAUUCUCGCUCCCCCCGGAGGCCGGUCUAGCGGCAUUUGGUAA
Molecule: messenger RNA, 1695 nt
Organism: Cygnus atratus (black swan)
Lineage: Eukaryota; Metazoa; Chordata; Aves; Anseriformes; Anatidae
Gene: DPYSL5
Product: dihydropyrimidinase like 5
Exons: 12
Coding region: 1-1695 (564 amino acids)
Cellular component (GO): cytoplasm; cytosol
Molecular function (GO): hydrolase activity, acting on carbon-nitrogen (but not peptide) bonds, in cyclic amides
Source: RefSeq, a predicted model, not a curated record